AGAGUGUGUAUGAUGCGUGGAUGGCUCUUAUAGUUUUAUAACCUGCGCGGAAGAGAGCACUGCAGUCUAGGCUGCGCGCGAGGCACACAUUUAUAUAUUAGUAAUUUUAUUUGAUUCUGCGGGAUUGACUGCCUGGUGGAUUUAGUUGGUAUCUAGGCUACUCGACAAUAACCCAAAAUAGGGAUACACUACUGUUUUAAGAGUAUUCUUGUUUCAACAGUCACUGCAGUGUUGAGCUGUAACAGGAGAACUACCCAAGUGGAGACUUUUCUGAUGCAUCUUUGCGCGAGCAACCAUCUGGCGAUUACAAAUAACAUACACAGAGCUGUGGAUACGGUGUACAUCAGCAUUCCGAAAACACACAACGCUUGUCUCUCCGAAGCCUCUUGUAGAUGCUGGAAAUUUGUUUGAGAUAUCCAAGAACAGAUUACCGAAAGCGCAGAUACAGCCUACUUUUUUGAUAUUCGAACGAAAACACGCAGCAUUUUCACCUUCCAUUUGAGACAAAUAGAGGUCGACCAUCACAACAGCGUCUUGGCUGGAGUCGAUUUUCUGUUGCUUCACCAUUUUGCAAGAAGGAAGGAAUAUUUGACAUUCAAGUUUUUGUGGAAGUUGCGCACUUACGGAAAAUGGGCAUUAGUGGUUGUUUUAUCGCGCCUUGGAAAUGCCUUGUUUUCGUCGGUCUAAGACUGUUAUUCCUUGUACCUGCAGGAGUGCCAGCGAGGAGCGGUGAUUCUUUUUCAAAGGACAACAUCACUGUUAGACAAGGGGACAGUGCCGUCUUAAAAUGUAUUGUGGACAGCAAGGUAUCACGGGUGGCUUGGCUCAACCGGACCACGAUUCUUUAUGCAGGCGCUGAAAAGUGGUCUCUGGACCCUCGCGUGGUCCGACUGGAAAACACACCCAUGACAGAGUACAGCAUAAAGAUCCAUAAUGUGAAUGUUCACGAUGAGGGACCCUACGUGUGCUCCAUCCUCACUAGCAACAAACCCAAAUCAUCCAAAGUGCAUCUCAUUGUUCAAGUACCUGCAAAGAUCACAAACAUAUCGACGGACAUCACAGUGAACGAGGGCAGCAAUGUUACUCUCAUGUGUUUGGCCAUUGGACGACCAGAGCCCAGCAUCAUAUGGAAACAUCGCUCAGAAAAAGGCCACACAUUCAUCACUGAGGGGGAAUAUGUUGAUAUGACAGCGGUCACUAAAGAACAGUCGGGAAUAUAUGAAUGCAUCUCCUCCAAUGACAUCUCCGAACCAGAUGUGAGGACCGUAAAAGUCACAGUCAAUUACGCUCCCUUCAUUUCGAAGGCUCGAAGUACAGGUACCCCAGUGGGCCAAAAAGGGGUGCUCCAAUGUGAGGCAUCUGCUGUGCCUGUUGCAGAUUUUGAGUGGUACAAAGAGGAUCGCAGACUCUUCAAUGGACUAAAUGGCGUUAAGAUAGAGAACCAAGGGAAACAAUCCAUGCUUAUGUUUUUGAAUGUGUCUGAGGAGGACUAUGGAAACUAUACUUGCGUGGCCAUGAAUACCAUGGGGAUAACAACUGCAAGUAUACUCCUCUAUGGCCCCGGGACUAUGAUGCAUGAUGUGAACAGGGCAGCCCUUUUGCCCCAUUGCUCAUACUGCCUUCUGCUGACUGUUAUCUUGUUGUUCUUGCUCAAGUUUUGAUGUAACAUGGGCCAUCCUCAGCUUCUCUCAGUACUGAACAACAACAACAAGACUCUUGGUCCCAGAAGAACAAAAGGAACAAAGAAAACCACCAAUAACAUCAUUGGUUCACUCUUCUUUUUUGGGGGGCUUUGCGUUGGUGGUAUGUCUUCUCUUGGACAAAAUCCAGAAGGCGGGACAUGUCUAGGGGGGUGUGGAGGUAGGGGGUUGACCUGGAGGCUGAUUUGAGGUGAUGGUAAUACUACCAAGUUUGUGUCUCUCCAACCUUUUGUAUGUAAAAAAAGGGAAACAAAACAUUCAUGUAAGUGUUGAUAGUUGAAGGGUUUUGCCCCAAUAUUGAGGUGUACAUUCAGAUUACUGGUGUGUAAUGUCCUGUUUGAUCUCUGUAUAAUAACAUAAGCUUUUUUAAGUAAACUACAAAAAAGGAAAACAUGCAAUGUGAUUAUUUAAUUUACUGUAUUUUUACAGUUGUAUGCAACAGAAUAAUAACAACAACAAUAGACCAUUCAAUAUAUAAACUUCAGCAUAACACAGUGUCCUAUCAUUUCUAAGGCAGAACAAUACUAUAUGAAAUAUUUAAGGAGUUUGUGUUAUGAAUGAAGUUAAUAACAUGGUGCGAAUUAUAGGCCUGAAUGAGACAGGCCCCCAUAAUGCAACAAAAGUCAAACAUUGGAGGAUCUCUAAAUAAUGGUAAUUUAUUGACUUCUGUUUGUUUAAAAUGCAGUGGUAAAAAUGUUUUACAAUGGUAAAUAUGAAAAUAAAAUCUUCCAAAUUUAAUGAACAAACCUACUUUCUG
Messenger RNA from Esox lucius (northern pike), 2457 nucleotides. It is a transcript of the gene opcml, whose product is annotated as opioid binding protein/cell adhesion molecule-like. The record is from RefSeq and is a predicted model, not a curated record. Bases 630 to 1661 code for a protein of 343 amino acids. Gene Ontology annotation, cellular component: neuron projection. NCBI's taxonomy places the organism in Eukaryota, Metazoa, Chordata, Actinopteri, Esociformes, Esocidae. The transcript is spliced from 7 exons.